Molecule: messenger RNA, 1218 nt
Organism: Medicago truncatula (barrel medic)
Lineage: Eukaryota; Viridiplantae; Streptophyta; Magnoliopsida; Fabales; Fabaceae
Product: ABC transporter F family member 4
Exons: 2
Coding region: 37-948 (303 amino acids)
Molecular function (GO): protein binding
Source: RefSeq, a predicted model, not a curated record
UACUUUUCACCGCCAAAUAUUUCUAAAGAAUUCUGAAUGGAGUUCGAAGGCGAAGAUGGUUCCAAAUUCUCUUUACAAAGCAGCGACAAAGCACUGUUCGGACGAGGUUGUGGUUUCAACACAAAAGACCACACUGUUUCUCGCCGUCACGUUUCGUUCCAACUCAACAACGAGUCUGAUUCAGAACCUCCUAAGGUUUCAUUUCAAGUCAUUGGAAGAAACCCCAUCUGGGUUUUGAAGAACAAUGACAAAACGCUUAAGAUCUUCAAGAAAUUCGAAAUGGGUCAUUUGGAACUUGGUGACCGUUUUUGCUUGUCUGCCAAAACACCCUUUUGGUUCAAUUUGAACAAGAGUGAAGAUUCUGAGAGUGAGAUUGAAUUUGAUCAACUUGAUAUUUCACAAAUUGAUCCUAUUAAAGAGUUUGGUUUUCUUGUUAUGAGGCAUGAGUUUGACCAGUAUCCAAAGGGCAUGAUCCGGAAUGUGGAGAAUUGGGAGUGGUUCCUCGAGGAGCCUAGCAAAGAAAGUGAGGAUGAGGAUGAUUUUGAGGAGAAAAGGAAAAUAAAGGGAAAGCGGAAAGUAUUUAGAGACAACGAGGAUGACGUGUGGAAUGGUGAUAGUGAAGAUGAUAAGGAACUUGUUGCUAAGGUUGGGAAAGGUAAGAAACCUAGGUACUCCACGAGGUCUAAAGACAAUAGAGGACCUAACAGAGAUAUCAAAGAUAGUAGUAAUUCAAAAAGAAAGAAAGCAACUAGUGUGGAUGAAAAUGAAGAAGAAGAAGAAGAUGAUGAUGAUGACGUUGAUGAUGAGACACUAGGAGGCUUCAUUGUUACUGAUGAAGAAGAUGAGGAUGAGGAACAAAACAAUGACGAUGAGGAGGAGGAGGAGGAGGAGGAGGAGGAGUUUGAAGAAGAAGAAGAAGAAGAUGACGAUGAUGCUGUGGCAGGGUAAAAUCAAGUGGAAAAAUACACAUCCUUUUAGAUACCAAGUGUUGUGGCCUUGCGAUGUUAAUAUGUGGUGACACAAGUAGUUUUCACUUUAUCAUGAUAACAUCAAUAUGAUUGUUUUUUUAUUGAUAUUUGAAUGAAGUGUUGUAUGUCUAGGACUAUGUUCAAUGUAUGAAAUUUGUUAUGUUUUAGUUUAAUGAUAAAAUAGAGAAUGAUCUCAUAACUGAUAAUUGGUACUCCCUGUCACUUUUUAUAAGCAUUAUUUGUAGUUUUA